This is a messenger RNA of Contarinia nasturtii (swede midge), 422 nucleotides long. Its product is annotated as protein transport protein Sec61 gamma-2 subunit. Gene Ontology annotation, cellular component: Ssh1 translocon complex; membrane. The coding region runs from base 157 to 363 and encodes 68 amino acids. Gene Ontology annotation, molecular function: transmembrane protein transporter activity. Gene Ontology annotation, biological process: protein targeting; post-translational protein targeting to membrane, translocation. The record is from RefSeq and is a predicted model, not a curated record. NCBI's taxonomy places the organism in Eukaryota, Metazoa, Arthropoda, Insecta, Diptera, Cecidomyiidae. The transcript is spliced from 2 exons.
AACAUCAUCAAACAUUGAAAGCCGUACUUGCGACGUAUAUUCCACGUAUUCCAUGUCAUUUGGGUCCCACAUUUAUCAAGUCAUUUAACACAGCAGUGUAACUUACAUUCGAUUUUCUCACCCGCUUGUGAAAGACCGCUUUACAAUCAAUAUAAAAUGGAUCAAGUCGUUAAAUUCUGCGAGCCAGGACGUUUGUUUGCCAAAGAUUCAAUUCGUUUGGUAAAACGAUGCACAAAACCCGAUCGUCGUGAAUUCCAAAAGAUUGCAAUUGCAACAGCUAUUGGUUUCUGUAUAAUGGGAUUCAUCGGUUUCUUCGUCAAACUCAUUCAUAUUCCAAUUAACAACAUCAUCGUCGGUUCAUAAGCCAACUCAUCAUUACCAGCCACACAUAUAUACAAUAAAAAAAACUCAUCGAUUUUGAA